GAAAGUGAGUUCAGUACGUGGAUGACAGGGGGAGGGAAAGGACUUCAGACUUCAGUGUUUGUGCGGAUGUGUAGCCUUCAAGUGUGCAGACAGGAAUUCGGCUGCUGUAAAAGCUUUUCUCUGCGACUCUACUUGUGCAUGUUUGGCGCGUGUCAUCGUCAACAAAAGUACAUUUAAAGACAGCGAUGCGAAAAUGCGAGACGAAGUCAAAGAAGGGAACGCGUGCUUAUUAAAAAUUGAGCGCGGGAGAAGAGACGUUGCGCCGUUCGAGACUUCUGGCAGCACUGGGCACAAACUAAGGCACUGACGGCCUUCUAACAUCACUAAAUGGGCUGAAAGGAAACGGACUUUUUUCAGAUAAGAAGAGUGCUGAGCUUUCCCGAGCGGCCAAAAGCCCAGAGGGAAAGAUCCAAGAAAACGCCCUGCUGCUGUUGCCUGUUGCUGCCGCUGCCGAUGUUUCUAAAUUCAAACUUUGUCGCAUAGUUGGAAAAGGACGUCCUCCGUUUACAUGGUGAUGAAAUGAAAGUGUAACGGCGGUUGGAAAAACUCAAGUCCGCCAAUUCAGCGAAGCUAGGUUCUUUGGGAAAAGUUUUUUUUUCCUGGAAUUCCGUUCGCUUUGGGAAUAUUUUCAUUGUGCACUCUUGUCGGAGGCAAGUUGGGUGGGCUGUGAUCCCACGGCUGUUCCGCUAGGCCCACGGCCAUCGACCACGAACAAAGAGCGUUCACAUGUAAACUCAAAGUUGGUGUAAACGUGUGUAUCUCAAAUCUUUCUUCAUAAGCACACCGAUCUCCGUCGCCGCAAGCAUGUCGCUGGGCGCAGAGAGGAGGAUGGAAGCCCGGCUGAAAAAGCUGGAGGAAACGAUCAGAAAUCCCAGGUCCUCCGUUAACCUGGAAAGUUUGCUGGACUCCAUGAAUGCCAUGGUCCUGGACUUAGACUACCCUGCACUACGGAAAAACAAAAACAUUGAAACAUUCCUAAACAGAUAUGAAAAGGUCAUAGAGCAAAUCCGACACCUCCAAAUGAAGUCUGAAGACUUCGACAAAGUUAAAAUUAUUGGUCGAGGGGCAUUUGGCGAGGUCCAGUUGGUGAGACAUAAAGCCUCUCAGAAGGUUUAUGCCAUGAAGCUGCUGAGCAAGUUUGAAAUGAUCAAGCGAUCGGAUUCUGCCUUUUUCUGGGAAGAGAGAGACAUCAUGGCCUUUUCCAACAGUCCCUGGGUCGUGCAGCUGUGCUGUGCCUUCCAAGAUGAGCACUACCUCUACAUGGUAAUGGAGUACAUGCCAGGGGGUGACUUGGUCAACCUUACCAGCACCUACGACGUGCCAGAGAAAUGGGCCAAGUUCUAUACAGCGGAGGUCGUGAUGGCCCUGGACGCCAUACAUUCCAUGGGUUUCAUCCACCGUGACGUCAAGCCUGACAACAUGCUGCUGGACAGACUUGGACACCUCAAGCUGGCUGACUUUGGCACCUGCAUGAAGAUGGACUCAACCGGCAUGGUGCAUUGUGACACAGCUGUUGGGACUCCAGACUACAUCUCUCCGGAGGUACUCAAGUCCCAAGGAGGGGAUGGAUAUUACGGGAGAGAAUGUGACUGGUGGUCUGUCGGGGUCUUCAUAUUUGAGAUGCUUGUAGGUGACACGCCCUUCUAUGCUGACUCACUUGUGGGAACAUACAGUAAGAUAAUGGACCACAAGAACUCGCUGAACUUCCCAGAUGAUGUGGAGAUCUCCAAAGAUGCUAAGAACAUCAUUUGCGCCUUCUUGACUGACAGGGAGGUACGAUUAGGCAGGAGCGGUGUGGAAGAAAUCAAAAGACAUCCUUUCUUCAAGAAUGACCAGUGGACCUUCGACACCCUUAGAGACACGGUUGCCCCCGUGGUCCCUGAGCUGAGCAGUGACAUUGACACUAGUAACUUUGAUGACAUUAAAGACGAUGAAGGCGACGUGGAGACCUUUCCCACACCUAAGGCUUUUGUUGGAAACCAGUUACCCUUUGUUGGCUUCACCUAUUUUAAGGAAGACCAGUUAUUAAAUGCUUCCAACAACUCCUCUGUGAGCCAUGAGAACUCAAAAGAAGAGACUGCAGCUCUGCAGAAGAAACUGUGCCACCUAGAGGUGCAGCUCAACAAUGAGAAACAGUCGAGAGAUGACAUGGAGCACAAAUACAGAGCCGCCACGAGUCGUCUGGACAAAAUCUCUAAAGAGCUUGAGGAGGAGGUGAGCGGAAGGAAGAACCUGGAGUCGAGUGUGAGGCAGCUGGAGAGGGAGAAGGCCCUGCUGCAGCACAAGAGUCUGGAAAGCCACCGCAAGGCUGAGAGUGAAGCCGACAGGAAGCGAUGCCUGGAGAAUGAAGUAAACGGCCUACGAGACCAAUUGGAUGACCUGAAAAAAAGAAACCAGAAUUCACACAUUUCAAAUGAGAAGAACAUUCAUCUACAAAAACAGUUAGAAGAAGCCAACAUGCUGCUCCGGGCUGAGUCUGAGGCAGCGGCCCGGCUCCGUAAAUCCCAGACCGAGAACAGCAAGCAGUUGCAGCAGCUGGAGGCCAACGUACGUGAGCUGCAGGACAAAUGCUGCCUGCUGGAGCGCAGCAAGCUCAGUCUGGAGAAAGAAUGUAUCAGCCUACAGGCGGCUCUGGAGACAGAGAGGAGGGAGCACAGCCAGGGCUCGGAGACCAUCAGUGACCUUAUGGGACGAAUCUCUGGUCUGGAGGAGGAGGCACGUCAGCAGAGACAGUCUCUGUCCAAAGUUGAGACUGAGAAGAGACAGCUCCAGGAGAAACUUGCUGAUUUGGACAGGGAGAAGAGCAACAGGGAGAUUGAACUGACCUACAAGCUGAAGGUGCUGCAGCAGGAGCUGGAUCAAGAGGAGACGUCUCACAAGUCCACCAGGGCGCUGCUGGCAGACAAAAGCAAGAUCAAAGUCACCAUUGAAGGCGCCAAAUCUGAGUCCAUGAAGGAGAUGGAACAGAAGCUGGCAGAGGAGCGAGCAGCUAAACUGCGCCUGGAGAACAGAAUACUGGAGCAGGAGAAGCACAGCAGUAUGAUGGACUGUGACUAUAAACAGGCUCUGCAGAAACUUGAUGAGCUGCGCAGACAUAAGGACCGUCUCACUGAGGAGGUGAAGAACCUGACACUGAAGAUUGAGCAGGAGAUGCAGAAACGCACCCUGACUCAGAAUGACUUGAAGGCACAAACGCAGCAGUUCAACGCUCUCAGAACCUCAGAGAAGCAGCUAAAGCAGGAAACCAACCACCUGCUGGACAUUAAACGCAGCUUGGAGAAGCAGAACCAAGAGCUGCGCAAAGAAAGACAGGACACAGACGGGCAAAUGAAGGAGUUACAGGACCAGCUGGAAGCAGAGCAGUAUUUUUCUACACUUUAUAAAACCCAGGUUCGUGAGCUGAAGGAGGAAUGUGAUGAGAGGAACAAACAACUCAAAGAUGUUCAGCAGUCGCUACAGGAGCUUCAGGAAGAAAGGGAAUCGUUGGCAGCUCAGCUUGAGAUCACUUUGACAAAGGCUGAUUCUGAGCAGCUGGCACGCUCCAUCGCUGAAGAGCAGUACUCAGACCUGGAGAAGGAGAAAAUAAUGAAGGAGCUGGAACUGAAGGAGAUGAUGGCACGCCAUCGGCAAGAGCUGGCUGAGAAGGACAUAACUAUCGGCUCACUGGAGGAGGCCAAUCGUACCCUGACCAGUGAUGUUGCCAACCUGGCAAAUGAGAAGGAGGAGCUAAACAACAAGCUGACAGAGGCAAUAGAAGAAUCUGAGAAAUCAAGAGAUUGGGAGCAGCAGAUCAGCCACAUGAAGCAGGGAUUUGAAAAGAUGUUGCAAUCUGAGAGGACUCUGAAAACUCAGGCUGUCAAUAAGCUGGCAGAGAUCAUGAACAGGAAGGAGGUGCGUGGCGGAGGCAGUCGCCGUGGUAACGACACAGACAUGCGGCGAAAGGAGAAGGAAAACAGGAAGCUGCAGCUGGAGCUGCGGUCGGAGAAGGAAAAGCUGAACAGCACCAUUAUUAAAUACCAGAGGGAGAUCAAUGAAAUGCAAGCACAAUUGGCUGAUGAGAGCCAGAUGCGCAUUGAGCUGCAGAUGGCCCUGGACAGUAAGGACAGUGAUAUAGAGCAGCUGAGGAACCUCCUGCAGUCACUCAGUGUUCAAUCAAUGGACUCUGCCAGUGUGAGCAGUGGGCCAGAGUUUGACACCGAUGAUGCUUACACAGAAACACGGUUGGAGGGCUGGCUGUCUCUCCCUGUAAGAAACAACACAAAGAAAUUUGGAUGGGAAAAGAAGUAUGUUGUAGUGAGCAGCAAGAAGAUUCUCUUCUACAACAGUGAGCAGGACCGAGAGCAGUCCAUUCCCUACAUGGUGCUUGAUAUCGACAAACUUUUCCACUUGAUGCCUGUCACUCAAACUGAUGUGUACCGUGCUGAUGCCAAAGAAAUUCCCAGAAUAUUCCAGAUGCUUUAUGCUAAUGAAGGCGAGAGUAAGAAGGAGCCAGAGUUUCCAGUCGAGCCAUUGCCCAUCGGAGAAAAGUCUGGCUACUUUUGCCACAAAGGUCACGAGUUCAUCCCCACGCUUUACCACUUUCCUACCAACUGUGAGGCAUGCACCAAGCCACUAUGGAACAUGUUUAAACCACCGCCCGCUCUGGAAUGUCGGCGCUGCCAUAUCAAGUGCCACAAAGACCACAUGGACAAGAAGGAGGAGAUCAUAGCUCCCUGCAAAGUCAACUACGAUGUGUCAACGGCCAAGAACCUGCUGCUGCUGGCCGCGUCCCAGGAAGAGCAGCAGAAGUGGGUCAGUCGUCUGGUCAAGAAGAUUCCCAAGAAGCCUCCACCAGCAGAGCACUUUGCACGCUCCUCACCGCGUGCCUCCAUGAAGGUUCAGACUAGCCAGUCAAUGAGGAGGCCCAGUCGACAGCUGCCCACCAGCAAGAGCAGACUCGAAGACUUGGGGCUGCAGGACUGGCACUGGGCUUUGGAUGAUAUUGAUGAUGACUGUUCCUCUAUUCAUUUCUAAUGACCUGCUAUGGUAACACUGUGUGCUGUGCUCUGCUGUGCUGUGCUGUGCUAUGCAGUGAUUUGAUUUCCUCUGCUCACUUGCACCAGUUAUAUUUACGUUGUCUGGGGCUCCAUUAAUACUAAUCAACUACAUUAAUUGAUAAGUAUUUCAAAAAUGUGUUUUUCACAAAUUCCCAUGAUGAUAUUUUACAUUUGACUGCCUCGCUUUGCUAUUUUACAUAACUUUUUCACACUAAAUAACUUUAAUUUGUCAAACAAAAAUCAUCCAAGGAGCAACUGCUUAAAGCAGCGGUCUCAAAGUCAAAUGAGCUGCAGCCCACUGUUUCCCCCGCCGUCUUAUUGAAGGGCAAAAAAACUAAAAGCAGGGGGACAGAUUACGUUAUACUAACAUCUUGUUGUGGGCCACAUUUGGAUGGUCCUCAAACUCCCGGCCUUUGGUCCACUUUUGGUCCGCUGGCCAGAUGUUUGGAAACCUGAUUUAAAGGGACGGUAACUUUUUUUGUUGCCAGGUCCAACUACUGGAAGACACAAUUGAAUAGUGCCUUUGGUCAUUGAUUGGUCACUGCUACUUGAAAAUGUUUUGUGUCCAUCA
Messenger RNA from Cynoglossus semilaevis (tongue sole), 5607 nucleotides. It is a transcript of the gene rock2a, whose product is annotated as rho-associated, coiled-coil containing protein kinase 2a. Gene Ontology annotation, biological process: positive regulation of centrosome duplication; smooth muscle contraction; regulation of actin cytoskeleton organization. The record is from RefSeq and is a predicted model, not a curated record. The transcript is spliced from 32 exons. Gene Ontology annotation, cellular component: centrosome; cytoplasm; cytoskeleton. NCBI's taxonomy places the organism in Eukaryota, Metazoa, Chordata, Actinopteri, Pleuronectiformes, Cynoglossidae. Gene Ontology annotation, molecular function: small GTPase binding; ATP binding; Rho-dependent protein serine/threonine kinase activity. Bases 805 to 5013 code for a protein of 1402 amino acids.